UCCUGCAUGCAAAAGUAUACCGAGCAGCAAAUGAAAAAAUACGCCAAAUCAAAGUAAAUUAUUAAGAUAUUCAACUAUUACAAAUAAAAUGCUUAAACAGAUUAUCACUGCAGCUACAGCGCCGCGGACCAAACUGGUGCUAGUGGUGCGCAGUGAUUUGAAAAUGUCUAAGGGGAAAACUGCAGCACAAUGUGCUCAUGCAGCUGUGCUUUGUUAUCAGCAGUGCCAAACGAAUGGCAAGAAACAGAAAUUAGUAGAAAGCUGGUCACUUUCAGGGCAGCCGAAAAUUGUAUUGCGCGUUAAUACAUUACAGGAGCUUAUGCAUUUGCAGGAUCGUGCAAAAGAUGUUGGUGUUGUGGCAGAGCUGGUAAGAGAUGCUGGACGCACGCAAUUGGAAUGUGGUACAGCUACAGUGCUGGGUAUUGGCCCAGAUAUUGAGAAAAACAUAAACGAAUUGGUUUCUGAUUUGAAAUUAUUGUAGCAUAGGUUUUCACUUUGUUUGCCGAAGAAAUAAAAUAACCGUUGUUUUCGCUUUA
Molecule: messenger RNA, 536 nt
Organism: Rhagoletis zephyria (snowberry fruit fly)
Lineage: Eukaryota; Metazoa; Arthropoda; Insecta; Diptera; Tephritidae
Product: peptidyl-tRNA hydrolase 2, mitochondrial-like
Cellular component (GO): cytosol
Molecular function (GO): peptidyl-tRNA hydrolase activity
Source: RefSeq, a predicted model, not a curated record